AUGCAAACGUCAUGCAAGCCGAAUCACUGUGCGCCCUCCGCCAAGGUGCUACCGCCCGCACCUGAGCUGCUCGGAACAGGUUUCAGUCGGUUUCCAAACCUGCGCUCGCUGGACCCAGAGCUGGUGUCGUUGAAAGAGAAAGUGAAAGAGUUGGCUUCCUACGGUAGUACGGAUGUAGAUCCAGGAAUCUGUUGUUUUGAUUCGGAAUACUGCAAAUUUGCAACAAGCCACAAGCAGUCAUUGAAUCAACCAACAGUUCUUCUUCUGGCUGUCGUACUUGAUAAGGUGACGACGAAUCAACAAUAUUGCGGAUGCUAUUUACAUACGACUCAUGUCGAUCGAGUUUCGAAUCAGGAGGGAGAUUCGAAAAUAACACUGCUGCAAAACCUCUCAUUAACAGCAAUCAGCACUCCACCACCACUAGACUUAUCAGAAUUGGUUGAAGAUCUAUCGCAACGAAUGCGUAAACAUCAAAAUCACGUUCCAGUGCAGACAUAAAAACAGUUUCCAGCCGGGCACUACUUCGGAUGCUAUUCACAUUUUGCUGGAUCAUGCACGCAAGAAUUAAACCUUUCUGGACUAGCAACACUACGUGACGAGGGUAAAGAGCGAGGUAAAUCAGACCGUCGGGGAUUGUUCACUAUUUGGUUGGGCCGGCGGAGGGAUGCGAAAUAAUU
Molecule: messenger RNA, 677 nt
Organism: Sabethes cyaneus
Lineage: Eukaryota; Metazoa; Arthropoda; Insecta; Diptera; Culicidae
Exons: 6
Coding region: 1-498 (165 amino acids)
Source: RefSeq, a predicted model, not a curated record